Molecule: messenger RNA, 1761 nt
Organism: Linum trigynum
Lineage: Eukaryota; Viridiplantae; Streptophyta; Magnoliopsida; Malpighiales; Linaceae
Source: the annotation of a GenBank genome assembly
GUUGCCUUUUUGUGUUGGGUUGGAUAUUUAAUUAAAAGUAUCUCCAACCCGAUCCAACCCAAUUAUAAACAAACCGUAGGGUUUUAAUUUUUUUGGGUUGGAUUGAACAUUUUCAAAACUGCAGUAUAUGAGUCGGGUGAUUAAAAUGACGAAAUCCGAACCACCUGACCCACGUACACCCCUAGACUGGGAACUACGGACAUGAUAGAAAAACUACAAACUCAUGGCAUCAACAUUGACCAACCCUGAAAGAAUGCUUGUUGAAACUAGCUUUGAAGAUCUCAAAAAUUUAUUUAAAAUAAUUUUUAUUUUGUAUUGACCAGAUAACUGAGUGCAAACUUACAAUUGUUUAAAGUUGUAUGUUAGCUGAAAAUCGUUAGAAUUGGCUGCGAUUUUAACGGGUAGAUCGCGUUUCUGGACAACCAUUUGUAUAGAUCGCAUCUGUUAGAACUUAGAAGCGAUCGAUGUAAGAUAACUCCGGUAUCCAGCGAAUCAAUAAUUAAAUAUCAAUAUCAUUGAACAGCAGCGAAGCAUACCAAAUUUGUGCAUUUUGGAAAAAUUAACUGGUAAUUUUGGGAUUUCAUUGUGGAAAAAAUCCGCAUACAUGCCAACCGAACCCCGGUUGAAGAAGCUUUGGACAAACGUCAAUCCACUCAGAAGCAGGAGAAAAGCUUUCAACUUCAGGAUGCUUCAGAAACUGAUAGAUUAGCAAUCUUUUUAUUCUCUCUUCAGUUACCUCGUGCAAUUCACGGUGCUUCAGUUGCUUUCACUCUUAACACCACAAUGGCCGCAAUCUUGUCCUCACUGGCUCAUGCACCCUCCAUUAAUUCCUUCUUCAGCUCAAGCCUAUAAAAACGGCCCUGAACCAAAUCCACUAUCCUCACAGCCAAAACACAAUCACAUCUAAACUCAAUACAGACUCCAAAACACACAACCACGAUGAUGAAGUUCACCAGCCAAACCUCUUCCCCCAUCCUUCUCCUCGUCACAAUUCUCAUCCUCGCUGCGACCUACGUGGACUGCCAGACCUGCAAGCCAAGUGGCCACAUCACAGGGAUUACUCCACCACCGGGGCAAUGCAACCAAGGCGAGGAAUCCGACUGCUGCAAAACCGGCAAGCAGUACACCACCUACAAAUGCUCCCCUCCGGUCACCGCCAGCACCAAGGCGACCCUGACGUGGAACAGCUUCGAGGCAGGGGGAAGCGGCGGAGCACCAUCCGAGUGCGACAACCAGUUCCACUCCGACGACAAGCCUAUCGUUGCUCUGUCGACGGGGUGGUUCAACAAGAAAUCGAGGUGUCUCAACUUCAUCAACAUUCAUGGGAAUGGGAAGACUGUCAGGGCCAUGGUGGUGGAUGAAUGUGACUCAACCAUGGGGUGUGAUUCUGAUCAUGAUUACCAGCCUCCUUGUCCGAACAACAUUGUUGAUGCUUCGAAGGCGGUGUGGAAGGCCUUGGGUGUGGCGGAGAGUGACUGGGGUGAUCUGGAUAUCACCUGGUCUGAUGCUAAUUGAUUCACAAUUGAUUGUUUGUGUAUGGUAUCAAAGUUUCUGGUUUUGUACAUAGAGAUAUUGUUAAUGUCUUCGUGAGUAUAUGAAUCAUGUAUGUAUGUAUAUUCUAUCAUCUGUAACAUAUUAAAAAGCUUUGAUUGAUUGUUAUGUUUGAAUUGAGUAUGUCAAAAAAUAUAGCUUUGUUGGAUUCUGUUAUCUGUACCUUCAUAUUGCAAAGUUUUCUCUCCUGAAGAAACAGAAUGAUUGUUG